Molecule: messenger RNA, 1218 nt
Organism: Monopterus albus (swamp eel)
Lineage: Eukaryota; Metazoa; Chordata; Actinopteri; Synbranchiformes; Synbranchidae
Product: type-4 ice-structuring protein LS-12-like
Exons: 5
Coding region: 215-601 (128 amino acids)
Source: RefSeq, a predicted model, not a curated record
AGCAGCCUGAUGCAUGUGAUCAAAACUUACUGUAGAAGCACAGAAACUCAGUUUACUGGAUGUUAACUCUUUGAAACAAGCAACUAGAAAAUCAAGAUUCACAUUAGAACAGGCUGCAUCACCGUGCUGGACUAUAAACAGUGUGAAGGUCUGGCAGGAAGGCACCAUCUGGUCCAAAUCCUCCCGUGGUACAGGUCUUCUCCAGUCAGCAGCCAUGAAAUUCUUCCUCAUUGCAGCCACUGUCUUGCUUGCCCUGGCACAAGGAAGCUUUGCACAAGAUGCUGCCGACCUUGAAAAGCUUGGACAGUACUUAGAGGAGUUCAAGAACAAAAUGACUCAUGACCUGACUGAGCUGAUCGGCAACCAGGACCUGACAAGCCAGGCUCAGACCUUCCUGGAGGACAAAAAAACCCAGCUGGAGCCCCUGACCACUCAGAUUCAGGAUCAGAUCAAGACUGUUGCCACCAACAUCGAGGAGCAGAUCAGACCCCUGGCUGACAACAUGCAGGCUCGGAUCCAGCCCAUGAUUGCAGACUUCCAGAAACAGGUGGAGGCUAUGUUCCAGAAGCUGUCGGAGCUGAAAGGAGCUGCCAGCAACUAAACCAGAAAUGUGCCGUCAUACCAUCUUCUGUUUGCUGGACUGAGUUAACAGAGCUACUUGAAUUUAUGGCUGACCUGAUAGUGCAGGUACAAAUACAACAGUCUAAAAAGUGUUUCAGUUCUAAUUAGGAUUAUUCAUCAUCUCUGUCCCAGACCACAAUAAAAAAAACCUUGGAACACAACUACAUGGUACACAUUUAAUUUUGUCUAUGCCUGCAUGUGAUUUUUUUUUUUUUAAAUCACUUUACUAUUUGAAUUAUUUUGAUUUGACCAACACAACCUUAAAACAUUCAGGAUUAUACCUCUUACCAUAAAAAACUGCAUCAAUAGAUAAACCCAACCUGGAAAAAGAAAAAUCUGUCAUUUCUAACACCAUCGACUGACACAUUCCGAUUACGUUUAUGAGUUUUAUUCAAGCAAGCAAAGGAAAGUUUCACAAAACAGGCUUCUUCAACCCAAACAUUUAAAAGGGAUAAAAUGGCAGAAAGGAAUGUUUUCAAUCUUAAUUUAACUCUCCUCUAAAACCCCCCAGAAACGGAUCAUUUUUUAUUUUGACUUUUCCUCUUUUUUUUUUGCAUAUUUUCUCAUUUUAACUCAGCAAACCAGGUCUGGCGUUCC